Molecule: messenger RNA, 1869 nt
Organism: Cucurbita moschata (crookneck pumpkin)
Lineage: Eukaryota; Viridiplantae; Streptophyta; Magnoliopsida; Cucurbitales; Cucurbitaceae
Product: transcription factor bHLH48-like
Exons: 8
Coding region: 383-1468 (361 amino acids)
Biological process (GO): regulation of DNA-templated transcription
Cellular component (GO): nucleus
Molecular function (GO): protein dimerization activity; DNA-binding transcription factor activity
Source: RefSeq, a predicted model, not a curated record
AAAAAAAAAAAAAGGGGACAAAAAUGUGUUGGUGGUCCAUGAGAAAGUCACCAUCAUCAGAGAAGAACUGUUGAGAUCCUUGUUCAUCGGUACCACCAAGCAACGUUGCUUUCGCUAUACUUCAAAUGGGCUCGAGGAGUAAUCUCUUGGGAAGAUCGAUUGAUUGAUUAAGAGGAAGAACAAACUUGAUUGGCUGCCAUUGAAGCUCCAUCUCUGAUUUCCCCCUUUUUCUUCUCCUAAAUACGCCUAAGAUUUAAACGAUUCAUACCCAGAUUCUGUUUCGUUUUGAUUCACCUCCAUUUCCGCUGUGAUUGAUAGAUUGAUUUGUUGUUGUUGAAUUUGGAAGUGAUUUGGUGGAUUUUUCGAGUUUUUGUUGCUGUGAAUGGAGAUUAGAGUGGGGACUGUUGGUGGAUCCAGUCCAAUCGGGCGUCAAUCGGAUGAUUCUGGACUUGAGUCGCUUCAAUUCUGCGAAGAAAUUCAGGGGUUGAUGACGAUUCCGGCGGAAAAUGCUAGCUCCUUUACGGCACUUCUGGAGCUUCCGGCGACGCAGGCUUUAGAGCUUCUCCACUCACCGGAUUCCGCCGGUGGUGCGACGGCGGCGGUUGUGACGGAUGAUUCCGUUCCGAAACCCUACUUCGGUGCCUUCAAUUGCAAUUUGACGUUCCCGACGAACUCGGCUCUAAUUGAACGCGCUGCCAAAUUCUCUGUCUUAGCCGAAGAGCAUUCGCCGGAUACGACAAGUAAAGUGGCGUUGAAUUUGGAGAAGGUGAAGAACGAGCCCACCACUGAAACCGAUUCGAACCCUAAUCCGUUGCAGACAUUAAUCUCCGAUCCGGCGGUGGAGAACACGAACCAGAGAUCGACGAAGAGGAAGGAGCGCGAGAAAAAGGGAAGAGGGUCAACGAAGAAGAGCAAGAACGAAAGCAGCGAGGCGGCUGAAAAGCUUCCUUACAUCCAUGUCCGAGCUCGCCGUGGUCAAGCGACGGACAGCCAUAGCCUAGCAGAGCGAGCGAGGAGAGAGAAAAUCAAUGCUCGGAUGAAGCUUCUUCAAGAACUGGUCCCUGGAUGCAAUAAGAUCUCAGGUACAGCCUUAGUGUUGGAUGAAAUCAUCAACCAUGUUCAAUCACUGCAGCGUCAAGUGGAGUUCUUGUCAAUGAGGCUUGCAGCAGUUAACCCCAGAGUUGAUUUCAACAUUGAUAGCAUAUUGGCUGCAGAAAACGAACCGAUACUGGAAAGCAACUUUCCGAGCAUGGUUGCGCCAUUGAUGUGGCCAGAAAUCCCAGUAAAUGGAACCAGACAACAAUAUCAACAACAAUGGCAUUUCGAUGCUGCAGUUAACCAGCGAGCGUGGACGAUGGAUGAACAUAAUCAUCAUAAUUUCAGCACCCCCGAAAACUCUCUUUUAAGUUACGACUCUUCAGCGAAUUCAGCAUCUCUGCACUCAAAUCAAUUGAAGAUGGAGCUGUGAAGGAAACAUUAUAUUAUUUUACAUGUAGCUACUAGUAGUGUAUAUAGCCAUAUAUAUAUAUAUGAUAUAUAUAUAUAUAUAUAUAUAUAUGAUAGUAAUAAUAGUAAUAAUAGUAAUAGCAGAGUUAGCAGAGAAGUAGAGAAGUAGAGAAUCUGCCUCCACAUUCAAGUAGUUCUUCUCCAAGGUUCUCUAAUUAUCAUCAGAGUCGAGAGUCGAAAGUCGAGAGCUGAGCAUCGACACCAGAUUGCUAUCAACAACCAGAGAGGAAUGUGAUUUGGUAUCUCCAAUUCAUAAUAUCUAAAUUUUUAUGUGUAUACUAAUUGUGAUUGCAAUUGUUAAAGUGAUUGCUACUUGACCCAUUCCCUUACUCCACUUAUUUCACCAAACUUUGUUCUUCCACU